Molecule: messenger RNA, 438 nt
Organism: Olea europaea var. sylvestris
Lineage: Eukaryota; Viridiplantae; Streptophyta; Magnoliopsida; Lamiales; Oleaceae
Exons: 3
Coding region: 1-438 (145 amino acids)
Source: RefSeq, a predicted model, not a curated record
AUGUCCAGAGUUUCAUAUUCCAGUGUGUUUGGGACCUUGAUGUAUGUUAUGAUUUGUACUCAUACCGACAUUUGCUAUGUCGUUCGCCUGGUCAGUAGGUAUCAAUCUAAUUCUGGAAUAAAACAUUGGAAAGCUGUAAAGAGGAUAUUAAGACACUUGAAGGAUACUGCUAGCUAUUCUCUAUGCUAUCAAGGAGGACCUAUUUUGAUUUAUUGUGAUAAUCAGGUUGCUAUUGCAUAUGCAAAGAAUCUCAAGUAUUGUAGCAGAAUCAAAUACAUUGAUACAACAUAUAAAUUUGCAAGAGUCAUCAUAGGAAAGAAAGAAUAUUUCAAAUAUGUUGAAAUUGGUUUACUCACAAGAACAAUCGGCUCAAGCAAAUUGGGAUGUGAUGAGAUCAAACAGGGCGAUCAUACUGUGUACAUGAUACAGCCGUCUUGA